AUGGUUCAAAAAAUAAAAAACUUUAUAAGAGAAAAUAACAAUAUAGUAUUACUUGUAUGUGAUUAUUAUCAGACAAAGCAGAUUCCCCCAAAAAUGACUAGUUUAAAAAAUAAUUUAGCUUUAUUUCCUGUUGCAAAUGUUCCUCUGAUAGAUUAUAUUAUAAAUUCUUUAAUUUCCAAGUCUCUUACAAACAUUAUUCUUUGUGGAAACCAUUUAGAAAAAAUUACAGAACAUGUAUCUCAGAUAUUUAAAAAAAGAAUUAAUUUUACGUGUAUUUCUGGAGAAGUAAAUUUUGGUGAAAUAUUAAGGAGCAUAAAUGAUAGUUGUUACGAUCUUAAAGAUUUUAUUGUUUUAUAUGCAAAUCAUUAUACCAAUUUUGAUAUAAAUCUACUAUUUGAGGUACAUAAACAAAAUCAGAAUUUGGUUACCUUUUUUAUCCAUAAAAAUUUCUCUAAUUCACAAGUUAGAUAUUUGUACGGUACGCGGGAUAAAUGUAUUGUAUUUUUUGAGAAAUGCAUAAAUGAUAAAUUUAAUAUGAAAAAUAUUUUUAAUUGCAUAAAAAAAUAUAAAACAGUAGAAUUUAACUUUGAAGGUAGUUCUCCAAACAUGGCAAUAAUUUCUCCUGGUGUUGUGCAAAAUUUUGUAGAAAAUUUUGAUUUUACUUCUAUGUGUGACUUUUUAGAAUCUAUUCUGGCUUUUAAUCCCUUUGAGUCUAAAAUUGGAUUUUAUGAGGCCUCACAUAAUUAUCUUCCCUCUUUUACUAAAAUUUAUAGUAAAGAAAUAUUAACAUUAUAUGACUAUUUCAAGUUUAAUGAAGAUAUUAUUAAAUCUAAAAUAGAAGACAUUUCUCAAUACAUUCAAAAUACAAAUAUAGUAAUUUUUGAAGGAAGUUAUUUGCUUAAUUUACCUAAAGGAUUGUCUUUUAAUAAAACAGAAAAUACAAUAUUGGGAUGUAAUAAUAAAUUAGAUAAAGAAUUUUAUAUUAAAAAUUCAGCAGUUGGUAGUAGAUGUAAAAUAUCUGGAAAUCUUAAAAGUUGUAUAGUUUGGGAUGACAUUGACAUCUCAGAAGAUUUAGAAGAAAUUAUUAUUUUUGAAAAUAAUAAUAAAUUUAAUGUACAUUAUUUAGAAGAGGAAUUCGAAAUUGAGGAGGAAAGUUUUGAAAAGGGGAAUUUCUUUGAUGAUGUUGUGAAUUAUUUAGAUGGCAUAGAUUUACAAACAGAUUUUGAAAGUAUUAUAAGACAGGUAAAUCUUUUUAAAAUAGUUUGGAAUGCUUCUAAUAGAGAUUUUAUUGAAGCGUUUGCUAUGUUUUUAGUUAAUUAUAUUGAUAAGAAUGAUAUUGAGACAUCAACUAUUAAUGCCUCUAUUUUUUUUCCUUUGAUAAGUGAGUGUCUUUUUACUGUAGAAGAUCAAGAAGUUCUACUGUCUAUUUUAUAUGAUUUAUUAUUAGAAAAUGAUAUAGAAUUUAGAAAAGAAGUAUUUUUUAGAUAUGGAUAUUUACUUAUUGAAGAUGGAAUAAUAUUAAAAAGCGUAUUAAAACAAUAUUCUAAAAGAAUAAAAAAAGGUACGUUCUAA
This is a messenger RNA of Vairimorpha ceranae, 1572 nucleotides long. RefSeq names its product translation initiation factor eif-2b subunit epsilon. Gene Ontology annotation, molecular function: translation initiation factor binding; translation initiation factor activity; guanyl-nucleotide exchange factor activity. The transcript has a single exon. NCBI's taxonomy places the organism in Eukaryota, Fungi, Microsporidia, Nosematidae. Gene Ontology annotation, cellular component: eukaryotic translation initiation factor 2B complex. The coding region runs from base 1 to 1572 and encodes 523 amino acids. The record is from RefSeq and is a predicted model, not a curated record. Gene Ontology annotation, biological process: biosynthetic process.